AUGGCUUCUAGUGGACAAAUGCCAGGGCUGCUGCUGAACUACAGUGGUCCGGGCAACGCCCCUCCCCCAGGAAAUGGUCUGGGCUGGAAUCCACAGACGCCCCUUUACUCCUUGGGGGAGCAUAGGGCCGUAGUUGCUGCAGCACGUGCGCCGGGCCCGCCGCGCAGCCGCAGUAGCGGGAAGCGCCCUCCCGCCCGCGCAGCCGCACUCGGCCCGUGGGCGCCGGCCUCGGGCAACGGUUUCGCGCAGCCGCCGAAGCCGCCUCAGCGGGGCGGGUGCUGGCGCAGGCGCAGUAGCCAGCUGGGCGGCAACGGGCGGCCAACGGUCAACGGCCGUCCACGCGCCGACCGGCUGGGGGCGGCCGCUGUGCACGGCCGCUUCUCCGGAGCUGCCGCCGCGCCCUCCGGUCCCUUCAGCCCCGAGCGAGCCGCCAUGAGCGGCUCCGUGCGAGCCCUGCGGGCCGGCGUCGUCCUCCGGCGGGGGCUGGCGGCCCGGGGCCCCCCGCCGGCCGGCCCCGCGCCCGCGUCGGCCCCGGGCACCGAGCGCUGCGGGCUGCUGCGGAGCCUCGCCCGCGAGGAGGGCGCCCCGCGCAGCAAGAUCUCCAUCGUGGGCGCCGGCUCGGUGGGCAUGGCCUGCGCCGUGAGCAUCCUGCUGCGCGGCCUGGGCGACGAGCUGGCGCUGGUGGACGUGAACGAGAGCAGGCUGGCGGGCGAGGCCAUGGACCUGCAGCACGGCGCCUGCUUCGCCGGGAUGCCCGCCGUCGUGGCCGGCAGGGACUACCGCGUCACCGCCGACUCCAGCCUCGUGGUCAUCACGGCGGGCGCCCGCCAGGAGCCGGGGGAGACGCGCCUCGACCUGGCGCAGCGCAACGUGGCCAUCUUCAAGGCGAUGGUGCCCAGCAUCGUCCAGCACAGCCCGCUGUGCAAGAUCCUCGUCGUCUCCAACCCGGUGGACAUCCUGUCCUACCUCGCCUGGAAGCUCAGCCACUUCCCCCCGGGCCACGUCGUGGGCAGCGGCUGCAACCUGGACACCGCGCGCUUCCGCUUCCUCAUGGGGCAGCGGCUGGGCCUGCACCCCGAGAGCUGCCACGGCUGGAUCCUGGGGGAGCACGGCGACUCGAGCGUGCCCGUGUGGAGCGGGGUGCACAUCGCCGGGGUCCCCCUGCGGGACCUGAACGCGCUCGUGGGCACGGAGCAGGACCCCGAGCACUGGGGCCGCGUGCACAAGGAGGUGGUGGCCAGCGCCUACGACAUCCUGAAGCGCAAGGGCUACACCUCGUGGGCCAUCGGCCUGUCGGUGGCCGACCUGGCGGAGAGCAUCCUGCGCAACCUGCGGCGCGUGCACCCGGUGUCCACGCGGGUCAAGGGCCUCUACGGCAUCAACAAGGACGUGUUCCUCAGCGUGCCCUGCGUGCUGGGCCGGGCCGGCGUCUCCGACCUCGUCAUGGUCAAGCUCGCGCCCGCCGAGGAGGACGCGCUGAAGAGGAGCGCGGACACGCUCUGGAAGAUCCAGGAGUCGCUCAAGCUCUGAGCGCGCUUAGCGCUUGGAAGUCACUGGAGAGGAGGGUAGUUAGGGGAUUGCACCUGUCGUUUUAAGUUCCAAAAGAAGUAAAGGGAUAGAGGGACCCCAGUUUAUUUAGCCCCCAGAUGCUGAGUGAGAUAUAUAUAUAUAUAUUUUUUUUUACAAUUCUUCAGUGACUGAGGACACUUUUGGGGGACCGUGGCCCUUGCCUGUGCCAGGUGGGGGUGUCAGCUGUCCGCUGGCUGCCCAGUGUUGGAGAUGCUUACCCUUGGCACCAAGUACAUCUUACUUCUUUCAUCGUAGCUGACGUUUACUUGUGUUCGUUUAUAAGCCGUUCUUUAGAAGGUAACUUCCUCUACAGUGUGAAAAUAAACAUAUCAGCAGAAGUGCUUUCUGGGGCUGCCUUCAUUCCCUUGUGA
This is a messenger RNA of Talpa occidentalis (Iberian mole), 1940 nucleotides long. RefSeq names its product L-lactate dehydrogenase A-like 6A. Bases 1 to 1530 code for a protein of 509 amino acids. Gene Ontology annotation, cellular component: cytoplasm. Lineage: Eukaryota; Metazoa; Chordata; Mammalia; Eulipotyphla; Talpidae. The transcript is spliced from 2 exons. The record is from RefSeq and is a predicted model, not a curated record. Gene Ontology annotation, biological process: carboxylic acid metabolic process. Gene Ontology annotation, molecular function: L-lactate dehydrogenase (NAD+) activity.